Molecule: messenger RNA, 381 nt
Organism: Dentiscutata heterogama
Lineage: Eukaryota; Fungi; Glomeromycota; Glomeromycetes; Diversisporales; Gigasporaceae
Source: the annotation of a GenBank genome assembly
AAUUUACAAAAUUAGUAGAAUUCUUGAAGAACUCAGAUAAUCAUGAUUGGGUUGCUAAUGUUAGAGAAAAAAUGGAUCUGACAGGAUUUGAUGAAGUUUACGCACCAUUAGCUGAAGCAGAUAUAGAUAACAGUUCUAGUAACUCCGGAACUGUUUCUGAUACCGUUGGAAUCAAUAACGAUAAUCAUAUGGAAAUGCCAACGACAAUGAAACCUCCUAACCUUGGAAUCAUCACAUUUUCCGUCGAUCCUCACAACAUUACACAAAACGUGAUCGAUCCAAGAUUGACUAUCCCGGAAGAGGAACUAAUGAAUCAUAAUGGACACCACCAUUACUCGGAAGUUGACUCGAAAAACGAUCUUGUCAUGAGGGCUCCGGGAA